AAUAUUUUUUAUUAAAAAUUAUAAUUUUAUUUUUCCUUUCAACAACCAAACAAAUUUAUUUUAUUUAAAUUUUACAGAAAAGAUGUUUUCAUUUGAACGUUUUAUGGGUCUAGGUGAAGCUGCUUCUUCAUUUUCUGUUCAACUAAGAUGCUUCUCUCCCCCAUUUUUUCAAAAUUAUGACACCCAAAAGAUUAAUGAAAUAACUUAUGGAGGAAAGAUACUUUUACCAACCUCUUGUUUGGAUAAUUUGGUCCGUCGAAAUAUUCAGUGGCCGAUGCUGUUUAAAUUGACUAAUAUAAAUCCUGAACAUCAAAAAUCGACUCAUGCUGGUGUUUUGGAAUUUUUAGCGGAAGAGGGAAGAUGUUACUUGCCUUCAUGGAUGAUGAAUCAAUUGUGUCUUAUGGAAGGAGAUUUAAUUUUAGUCGAAUACAGAUCACUCCCAGCUGCUACCUAUGCAAAGUUCAAACCAAUGUCGACCGACUUUUACCACGUUUCGAAUCCUAAAGCGAUGCUGGAGGUUGAACUUCGCAAAUUUGCUUGUCUCACAAAAGGGGAUAUAAUUGCUGUUCGGUACAAUGAACAAGUAUUCGAAUUCAAAGUAAUGUCUCUCAAACCACAAAAUGCCGUAACAAUUAUUGAAUGUGAUAUAAAUAUUGAAUUUGACGCCGCUGAGGGUUACGUUGAACCGGAACAACAAAAAGAAACUUUUCCUAUAACAGAAAAUAUUUUGGGAGGAGAAGCUAAGAGGGAUUCGAUUGCUGGAACUCCUUUAGAGGAAGCUAAAGAUGUCUGGAAACCUUUUGGUGGGUCAGGCUAUCGUUUGGAUGGAAAAGCUGUUUCAAACAAUAAUCCUGAAAAUGAUCGUAAACUUGUGAAUCGUGUUGCGAAGACAAACGAAAAAAUUGCUCAAACAGCUCCUUCCACUUCUAGACAGAGAGCUGAAUCAAAAACCCAGAUUCAAGAUGUUUUGGCUGCUACACCAAUUAUUGUCGAUGAAAAUUAUGUUCCGGGUAAAUUAACCUUUGUUCGUCGUGAUUACAAGAGUAGAGCAGUUCUUGAGAAACUUGCAAAAGAACAUGAUGACGAGUUUGGAGAGAAUGACAAUUUAAAGCCUUUUAGUGGAAAGGGACAAACAAUUCGUUAA
Meloidogyne enterolobii is the source of this 1144-nucleotide messenger RNA. NCBI's taxonomy places the organism in Eukaryota, Metazoa, Nematoda, Chromadorea, Rhabditida, Meloidogynidae. The record is from the annotation of a GenBank genome assembly.